Messenger RNA from Podarcis lilfordi (Lilford's wall lizard), 21148 nucleotides. The record is from the annotation of a GenBank genome assembly. NCBI's taxonomy places the organism in Eukaryota, Metazoa, Chordata, Lepidosauria, Squamata, Lacertidae.
AUGCUUCCGACCACAGAGGCGCCUGUCUUCACGGAGGAAAUCCAAGCCACAGAAUUCUAUACUUCUAGCCCUCUCCUUGGGAACCCAGAAGGAAACCUGAGUUCUAUUAGCUCUGUGAACUCUUCCAGUCCCGUGGAGGAAGAAAGGUCAGGUUCUCCGUCGGCCUCCACUCUUGCAGGAAACGUGGCCUCUUCCACUGAUGGUCCCAAGAACCCAGGAAUCACACCUGCAGGAGGGAACGCCAAGGAAACGACAGAUGUCCAUGCUGAAGAAAAGGCCGUCUUCCCGGCCAAGAUGAACUCUUCUUUGGAAGAAGGGACAGCUAAAACAGCUGCAGUGGUGUCUAAGGAAGCAGCCACACCAGUCACCUUGCUCUCUAAGGAAGAAGAGGCAGCUGAAUCCCCCGCGGAGAGGACUGAAGAAACAUCCACGGCGCCCAUCUUGCUUUCUGCUUCUGCCUCUGAGCAGCCUGGAGUAACAGAGCUUCUCAUGGAGUUGGAGCCCAGCACAACGAGCACAUCUCUUCUCAGCGCGACCAGCGGUGAAGGGAUAUGGGCAUCUCCCUCCGAGGAAGGGGCAAACAGCGUUGCUUCUGACGAAAUGAGUUUUCCGCCACCAGCUGCUGGAGACGAGGAGGCAAUGGAUGUGGACACCGGGGGAAGCGACGUGGGUUUCCAGCUCAACCCCACCGUAGCUUCGUGGGAGGAAGCACCAAACGUCAUCCCAGAAGCAGAUGAGGAGACUCCAGAGCUUUCUCCAGAUGCUGGCAGUGAGGCUGCAGCCCCGUCCUGGAGCCCGGGAGCAGACCCUUCCAGCCACACAGAAGAGCUGCCUGUAGAAGAAGAAGAAGCUGCUCCUGCUGAUGGAAGCUCUCCUCCACCACCUCCAGAGGGAGAUGCUGUGACGCCACCGCCAGAAUUGCCCCCAUCUGGUUCGUUGCCGUCUGAUGACACAACUGCGGAGUCAUCAGAACCCGGUGAGCUUGCUGCAGUUUCCACUCAACUGCCUUCUGCUGAUGAAGCUGCUCUGGAUGUAGAAUCUGCUCCUGGAGAAGGAAGGGGCGAUGCAGAUAGCUCUCUGUCUGCAGGAGAGCCCGAAAGCGAUACGGAGGCAACUGCAGUUCCUUCCUCUGCAGGCCCAGAAGUUGGCCCUGAAAACACGGCCGAUGUGCCCGCUGGAGAAUCAGAAGACCUGCUGAGUGCAGAAUCGUCCAGUUCCCUUCCAGUAGAUGAGUCCACGCUAGACAGUCCACCCGGCAUUUUAUCUCCCAGUGAUGCUCCCUCUGAACCUUCACUGAGGAUGGAAGUGUCUUCUCCUGCUGGACUCCCAUUGGGGUCGGGUUCUGCUUCACAGUUCCCUGAGGAUGGUGAGAACCAGGCAUCUUCCACAACUAACGAAGAGGCAGAGGAAGGUUCUGGAAGCCCAGACAGCAACAAGGAAGCAUCUUUUGCUUCAGUGUCUCCAGAGCAAGGACCAGCUUCUUCAGGAACAGAUGUCCCUGCUGGAGAAGAAGUUUCUACAGACCUUGCCAGUGGGGCAGCCUCCCCCUUGAAUCCUGGUGUGGAAACAGAUAGUUCAGAGGUGGCAGAGAAUGAGCAGCCCACAGUAUCAACCCAGAGCGAGCCCUCUUCAGAUAUGACCACCAUAAAUUCAGCUGGGGUAGCAGAGAAGGUACCAGGGACUUUGCCCGACACCAAAACAUCCCCUCCUUCUCUCCUGGAGGAUGAAACAGCAUCCGAAGCUCAGGGGUCAUCUGAAGAAACACCCUCUCCUAUGUCUCUUAGUGUUACACCUUCUCAGAAGGAGGAGGGAGAGAUCUCCCCCAGCGAAACACCUGGAAAGGUUGGUUCUUCUCCUGAAGGCAGUGAGGCAGCCACAGGACCAGAUGUUGUAUCAGGAUCAGCCACAAUUGAUGCUGUCACACAGACGAGCAGCGAAGGCCAGAGCGAGACAGACUCCCCACUCUCCAGCAUGGAGCUUAUCCCACCUGUGGGAAGAUCAGAGAUUUUGGACACUGAAGAAUCUUCAGAUCUGUCACCUGCAGAGGACAUGGUGGUAACAGAUCCAUCGGGAGGACAAGCCACCUUCCCCUCCACAUCUCCUGAUGAGUCACCUUCUGGUCCCUCUGUUACAGAUGCAAUGGAAGCUCUAUCAAAUGGACCACCUGGCUCUCCACCUUCCUCCCACCCAGCCCCAGAAAAUGACAUGGGGGCAGGCUCAGAGGUCACCACGGGGCCAGAGGAACUAGGACAUUCUGCUGCUGUGAACAGGGAGGAAGCAUCUCUUUCCCCAGUGUCCACCGCAGAGCCUGAACUGGCUCCUGCAGAAACAGAGGCCGCUGAGGAUGGAAAUGUUUCUGAAGACCUAGGCAAGGUAUCAGCCUUACCCUCCAGAGAAGAGACAGUAGGAGCCACCUCAGAGGCAGCAGUUGAUGAGGAAUCCCCUUCAGAUAGCAGCAGCUUUCUGGACGAAGCCAACACUCCGCCCCCAGAGCCACAGCUAGGUCCAGGAAGUGCAGAAGAGAACAGUCCACCAAGCUCUGCAGAGUUGACAGAUGCAGAAUCUGGAGAUCUUACACCCCUUCCUGAGAGUGGUGGAAAAUCAAAGGAAGCUCAAGAGUCAUCAGAAAAAAAACCCUCUUCUGCAUCUUCUUCUGGGUCCUUCAGUGUGGAAGACGAAGAAGGCGAAGCUUCCUCAAGCCCAGCUUCUGACAACCUUGGUCCUUCCCCCCAAGGCACUGAUGUUUUAGAAGGUAGCAGGGAUGGUGAGGGCAGCACUGGAUUGGUUGAAAAUGAAGUAGCUGGGACAACCAACAGCGGGGGCCAAGCUGGAACGGAUCUCCCACUUUCAGAUGCAGAAAUUGGCCCCACUGAAAAAUCAGAGCUGCCUGCAGGACCACCAGGAGCUGUGGCUGAUGGAGAAACCCCAAGUCAACCGACUGUAGAGGAUGGCGAGACAUUAGUAGGAAACACAGCCUCAGGAGAAGAAUCUCCCUUAGUCACCCCAAGUGAAAAAUCCCCCCCUUCCGUUGUUUUUGAGCCUUUAGGAGCUGAGCCUAGUGGGUCCACUAGCUCUCCAGUCUCCUAUCAGCUGUCUCCAGAUGUUGCAUUAAAUCCAGGCUCUGCAACUUCUGAGGAGGCCCAGGGAUUGGAAGAUACUUUUAGUAAGAAAGGAUUGGAUUUGGUUCCAAUAGACAUGGGGUCACCAUCGGCCUCCCUCUCCAAUGAUGGGAUAGUGGCUACUGACUCAGCCUUGGAAGGUAGUAAGGAGUCUCAACUCUCUCCAGAAGACGCUGCAACAGCAACAGAUGAGGGAGCAGAACCAUCUGAAGGCUCUUCCAGUGUCGGCGGCAAGGAAACAUACUUGGCUCCGUCAGCCUCAAAGCCACCAGUUUCCUCUUCUUCCGCUGAAGAGGUGAAAAUUGAUGGAUCACCAUCAAUCGAUAGCGAGGAGUCUACUCUGUCUCCAGAUGAUGCAGUGAGAGCAGGACCUGUCACUUAUGAGGAGGGAGAAGAAUCAGAAGACAUCUCCGCUGAAAGUGGAAAGGAACCAUCGUUGUCUCCAUUGGCCACAGAGUUACAAUCAGCAACUGCCUCCACCGAAGGCGUGGAAACUGCCAUCUCUGAAUCAGAAGCCAGUGCAGGAUCUCAACCAUCUCAAGAUUCUGCAGGACCUGGAGCUUCUGAAGGUAUAGAACAGUGGGAAAACUCUUCUGCUGCAAGUGAGCAGGAAAUGCCUUUGGGUUCAUCGGUUGGAGAAUCACCGAAAACAUCUGCAGGUGAAGAGGUUUCUGAAGGACUUGUUGAAGGAAGACCUUCCCUCUCCACUGAGUGGGUGGAUCCUGCCAGCUUUGAGAAGGCAGCAGGGAAAGGAUCUCAACCACAGCUAGUUAAUGCAGGAGUGUCCAAUGGGGAGGAACCAUCAUCGACUCCAUCGGCUGCAGAGCCACAGUCAGACUCUCUGUCAACUGAAGGGGUGGAAAUGCCCAGCUUGGGGCCUGCAACUGACACAGGAUCUCAACCAUCCGUAGAUAGUGGAGCAACAGCAGGGGCUGUAGCUUCUGAGGAGGGAGAAGAAUCCUCUUUGGCCCCAACAUCAACAGAAAUACAACCCCCUGGAACAAGUGAAGAAGUUUCUGGAGGGCUUAGCAGUGGAGAAUCUUCCACCCUCCCUGAAGGUGUGGAAACAGGGGCUGUAGCUUCCGAGGAGGGGGGAGAAUCCAUAAUAAGUGAAAAGAAAUCCUCUUUGGCCCCAUUGGCACCAGAGUCACAAUCCUCUGGAACACCUACAAGUGAAGAUGUUUCUGGAGGGCUUGGAGAAUCUUCCACCCUCCCUGAAGAUGUGGAAACACCUAUUUUGGAUUCAGCAACUAACACAGGAUCUCAAUCAUCACCGGAUGGCGCAGCAGAGGGUGUAGCUUCUGAGGAGGGAGGAGUAUCAGAAGACGUUUCUCCUGUGAGUGGGAAAGAGCCAUCUUUGGAUGCAUUGCCCACAGCCUCACAAUCUUCUGGAACAUCUGCAAGCAAUGAGGUUUCUGAAGGACUUGGUGAUGGAAAUUCCUUCCUCGCCACUGAAGGGGUGGAAACAGCUGGCUCAGAGUCAGCAGCAAGCAAGGCAUCCCAACCAUCACUAGAUGAUGCAGGAACAAUAGUGUCCAAUGGGAAGGAAGCAUCAUCAGCUCCAUUUGCUGCAGAGUCACCAUCAGACUCUCUGUCAACUGAAGAGGUAGAAACGCCCAGCUUGGGGACAGCAACAAAUGCGGGAUCUCAACCAUCUGCAGACAAAGCAGAUACAGCAGGGGAUUUAGCUUCUGAGGAAGCAGGAGAAUCGGAAGACACUUCCACUGUGAACGGGAAGAAGCCAUCUUUGGAUGCAUUGUCCACAGCAUCACAAUCUUCUGGGACAUCUGCAAGCAAUGAGGUUUCUGAAGGACUUGGCGAUGAAGAAUCCUCCCUCCCAACUGAAGGGUUGGAAACGCCCAGCAUGGGGACAGCAACAGAUGCAGGAUCUCAACCAUCUGUGGACAAUGCAGCUACAGCAGGAGCUUCUGAGGAGGGCAUGAGUGGGAAGGAAGCAUCAUUUAAUCCAUUGUCCACAGAAUCACAAUCCCCGGGAACAUUGACAAGUGAAGAUGUUUCUGGAGGACUUGGUGAUGGAGAGUCUUCCCUUCCCACUGGAGGGGUGGAAACUGCCAGUUUGGGAUCUACAGCCACCAAGGGAUCCACCUCUUCCACAGAGACAGUCCUGAGCCCAGAAAACGUAGCAGAGCAGCAAGAAGAGAAAUCUGGGUCAAUAACUGGUGCAGAAUCUUUCCCUCAACCCUCUUCUGUGAUCGACAAAGCUUCAGGGGGAACCUUGUCUUCUCCUUCUGCAUAUUCUGAUGAGAGCUUGGCCACCAAUGUAGGGGAUAACCAAGUCUCUGGCAUUACAGAGUCUUCACAGCCACUUCCAGGAAGUGGAGAUGUUAGUGACAACAUGGCAGGUCUUGAUAAUACAGGAAGUUCGGAAAAGUCUGUAAGUGGACAGCCUGCUCCUUCUAACAGUGAUGUCCUGGCUGGGUCAGAUUCUUCCUCGUCAGGGGCAGAAGUCAGCGCAGAGAUUCUAAGAGGAGAUUUGGGGACUGGUCCUGGGUCCUUGAAUAGAGAGGAAUCUCCAUCUGCCUUAUCACCCCCCAGUAACACACUGCCCUCUGGACCCGCCAACUCAUAUGUCAAAGGCACAGGAAAUGUCAUUGCUGAUGGCUCAUCUUCUCAGAAGGUAGAGGAGGCACCAGCUGGCGUAGAAGCAGGAAAAACAGACUCUUUCCCCUCUGAUUCAGAGACCCAAGAAUCCAGACCCUCACCCAAUGGGCUUUUGAGCUCUUCCACGGUGUCCGAAGGGAGAGGCGAUGCAGACAGCUCGGUUUUGGCAGCUAACAAGGGUCCAGCCACCACAUCCACUGCUGGUGGAACAAGUUCUUCCCUGUCUAGCACACAACUGAGUCCAGCGAAUACCCUGAAACUGCCUUCUGGGGCAGAAUCAGGACCUGAGAUCAAAGGAGGGACGUCUCCUCUGUCCUCCAAGUCUGAAGACCCAGGAAGUGUUAAGCCCAUACUUUUAGGAAAACCACCCAUGAAGCCAUCAUCUCCCGCUGGUUCUAGCAUCUCAUCCCUGCCUCCUUCCUCCGCCCAGAGUAAGCCAGCUGUCGGUCUGGGCAAAGACACAUCUGGCAACAGCAAAGCAUCCUCCUCCGCAGGGAAAGCACCCAGCUCUGCCCUUGGAACGUCCAGCAGCAGCUCUUCAGUUUCUAAGCCCACCAAGUCGGGGUCUUCAACCAGUUCCGGCAUCUCAUCCCUGUCUCCUUCCCCCACGCAGAAAAAGCCGGCUGUCGGCGUGAGCAAAGUCGCACCUGCCAAUAGCAAAGGAAAACCAGAGGUCCCCCUUGCCACCGCAGGAGAUACUAAAUCCUCAGAAGGCAAGACAAAGAAGCCCAAUUCAAGACCCCAGAAUUCCAAGGACAGGAAAGCAGGAACUGCCAAUGGAAACUCAGCAAAGUCAGGCCGCAUCUCUGCAGUUCCAGCUCCUGUAUCAUCACCAGGUGAGUGCAUUUAAUAUCUCCUUGUGAUAAACUGGAAUCAUAAAAUCAUAGAUUGGAGGAGUUGGAAGGGAGCCCAAUAGUCAUUUAGUCCUCUUGGACUCGAUAGCCCUUGUGGUCUAUUCCAACUCUAUGAUUCUAUGAAAUACUUGUCUCUGCCAAACAGUGAUGAGCUAAGAUAGUUGUCUUCAGCCUUUACAAGACCAGGGAACCGUCUUUAGCCCAACUUGAAUUUGGGGACUCACUUCUUAAUGCCAUGUAUUUAUUUAUUUUUUACUGUACAUGUGCACAGUGGUAGCAUUAGGUCAAGGCUGCGUGAUCCAGCUGUGCAUCCCAACUCACCAGCUGAAGACCAGAACUCCAGGGGGCAUAGGGUUGUAGUCAACCGAGUUAUACCCAGAGUACAUCCAUUAAAAUUAAUGGACACAAGUCACACCUGUCAUUUUCAAUGGAUUUACUCUGAGCAGGAGUAGUAUUUGACAAACAGCCUACGGGGUGGGGGGUGGGAUUCAACAGAGUACUAACCCGAGUAUAAGCAUUUGCUCAUACUUCACCAGUAUAAGCAUUUGCUGAUGGAACUAUCUGCCCACUCCUCCCCCUGUAUGCUGUUCCAGUCAAUUGGGGGGGGGCAUGUGUGUGGGAGAAGGAGAUGGAGGAAAAGAGGGGUGAAAAGCCCCAUUACUAUUAACAUGAGGCUGCAUUUUAAAUUGUAUUUUAACCCGUAUUUUAAUAAAUGGAGUUUUGUUUGUUUGUUUAUUAUAUUUUAUUGUAAUUUUAUUGGUGUUAGCCACCCUGAGCCCGGGUCUGGACGGCGAGGGCGGGGUAUAAAUAAAAUUAUUAUUAUUAUUAGUAUUAGUAUUAGUAUUAGUAUUAGUAUUAGUAUUAUUAUUAUUAGAGGUCCUUGUGCGACUUAGUUGAAUGCAUUUCACAGAAUUGCGGAGAUGCCCAGUGCAAUGGUGUCACCAACAUGCAUUGUUUUAUAACAGAGGUGACAGGAAAGACCCCCCCCCCCGACUGGUGGUAGUUCCAUCCUUCUUACACCAUGUGGCAUCUUGUUACUUAUAACGAUAAUGAAUUUAUUAUUGCACCCCACCCAUCUGACCGGGUUGUCCCUGCCACUCUGAGCGGCGUCUAACAAAAUAUAAAAACACCACGAUAUACUGCCAUCCACACAAGGGAGAGACUUCCACUUGUGCAGCAGGACCCGCGUCCUCUCCCCACUUUGCAGUCCCUCCUGCAGCUCCCCCAAAUCUUGGGGGCCCCUCUCAUUGUGGAUCUGUGGGGGGGAAGCAGGAGAAGUCUGCUCACAGAGUCUGGGUGAUAUUACCAAUUGUCUAGUUCAGUCUCAGAGACAUAGACACGGUUGUAGUCGCAGGUGAGGGCCAGAAUACAGGAUGCAGGUAGACUCUGGAGGGAUGGGAAGGACUCGUCGGAAGAUCCACCUUGUAAUAUUCUUGUGUUUUGAUGUGCAGCGGCGUCCCUCUUCCCAUACGGAGCAAGUGCAAACGACAAAGAAUACGUUCAAAGGAAAGUGGAUUUCAAUUCACCUCUGUUCAAGCCCGAGAUUGGAAUCCCACUGGGAAAAACACUGCGCAGCUCCCUCUAUGUGAGUCUUUAUGAAAUAUACUCAGAGUCGAGAGUGGAUUUCAUGCUCUUUAUUCAGCUCAUAGUGGUGAGGAGGAAUGGAAGUUCCCCCAGAAUGUCUGCUUUAAAUACAUUAUUUACACAAUGGGCCUCACGUGAUUGGCUAAUUCCGGGAUUCACCUGUAGGCCAAUCAGGUUGCGGAUUCACUUCCACCUGGAGCUGGACUGGGUGGCUCCUGUGGACCAAUCAGACUGCUGCAUUCUGGAUCCUAUUGUUCUAGGACCAAUCAGACUGCUGCAUUCUGAAUCCUAUUGUUCUAGGACCAAUCAGACUGCUGCAUUUUGGAUCCUAUUCAACUCAGUACAUAACACCUACCCUCCCCAUUUAUUUCUGCCAUGUCUUUCAAAGAGGCAGAGGGUCUGGAUGGGCAGACGGGAAGCAGGAUGACCCCACACUCCUUGGCACUCUGGCAAAUUUGCUUGGCUGCCACUUGGAACCUGGAGGGACUGCCAGAAUAUUUUAAGGGGUGUGGUAGAUUGCUUACCUUGUCAGAUAUAUAUUGCCCGUUUAACCUUUGUAGCACCAGGGGGGUUUGUGGACCCAAGUUUGGAUAAACUUGGCAAUCACUAGUACAUACUAAACACACACAAAAAUCGAGGCAUUCUAGGCUGAGAUGCUUCUCAGCAUUGCAACUGCCUGUGUGCAUCCCUGGUCUCAGUAGCACAAAUUUAUAUAAGCAACAUUUCCUGUGGUCCAAGUUCUGGUUGAUGGAAUACUUUUGAUACAUCUACACAAUUUGGAUCAACUGGGCCACAAGCAGGCAGCUUUCAUGAAUGCCCACGGUGCUUCACAGGGAAAAUGUAAGCAACAAUCAGAAUGAAAGUUUACAUUUGACACACAUUUACAAUUAGAAUUUGCCAGAAAAACCCAAUUCUGAAAGCAGAACUUCAUCUACUUUGCUGCAUCUUGCCGGUCUUCAUUUGCACCUUUCCUUCAUUUAGUUCACAGACAACGGACAAAUUAUUUUCCCAGCUUCUGAUAAAGAUAUUUCCAGCUAUCCUAACCCACCUCCGAAAGGAUUUAAUGGCCGUGAGAAAGUACCAAUGAUAGCGGUGUUUUGGGACAAUGCUGAUUUCUCCAGAGGCAAAGGAACCAUCUUUUACCAGGUGAGUAUUUGGGGUGGUUUAUUAUAUCUAUACAGUGGUACCUUGGUUUACGAACUUAAUCCGUUCUGGAAGUCUGUUCUUAAACCAAAGCAUUCUUAAACCAAGGCGUGCUUUCCCAUAGCAGCGGGGGACUCGGUUUACAAAAGGAACACACUCAACAGGAAGUGGAACAUGUUCUUAAUCCAAGGCAAAGUUCACAAACCAAAACACCUACUUCCAGAUUUGCAGCGUUCUUAAUCCAAGUUGUUCAUAAUCGAAGCUGUUCUUAAACCAAGGUACCACUGUACUAAGAUGCUCAUAAGUGUUCAUAGGUGGAAACUUUGUAACUUCAGAUGUGGUUCUGGAGCUACAUGCGUCCUUGUGUGUUAUUUCCAUGGCAUAAGUUUAAAUGUGUGUGUGAGAUUCCCAUCUGUAAUACACUCAUCUGUUGCAUGCAGGAAUAUGUUACGCAGACCUCUGCAAAACACCCCGUUGUCCGUGAUGUGGAAUCAAAGAUUCAGCAAUAUUUGAAGUGUUCCUAUUCAGCCACCUGGACACUCAAGAUCACCUGGGUGAAAGCGCAACCUUACCCAGCGCAGGGACAGAACGGCAGAGUGAGUUGUCUCCAGCAACAGAACACUGCUAUCACUGUACUUUGGUAUUCUAAGAAAGAUCCAAGUAACACUUUUUUAAUGAAGUGCCUUAUUUUAAGGAGCCUUGCAAAUAUAUUCCGUGGCAUCUUGUUUCAUUAUUUUGUAGAAUCCUAGCAUUGCGGAGUUGGAAGGGACCCCAAGGGUCAUCCAGUCCAGCCCGCUGCAAUGCAGGAAUCUCAUCUAAAGCAUCCCUCCAGCUUCUGCUUUAAAAUCUCCAAGGAAGGAGCAAGGGUGCCAAUUUGAAUAAAAUAUUGGGGGGUGGGUGUGUAUGCCAUUUGAAUAAUAAUAAUAAUAAUAAUAAUAAUAAAUAAUAAUAAUAAUUUUUAAUUUAUAACCCGCCCAUCUGGCUGGGUUUCCCCAAGACACUCUGGGCGGCUUACAACAUAUAAAACACAACAAAACACCAAACAUUAAAAAACAAGGUAUCCUAUACAAGCAACAAACAAACCAAUAAAUCAAUAAAAACCAAUAAUAACAACAACAGCCAUAAUCAUACUACUCCUUGCUGAUGCCCAUCAACUUGGGGGAGCAGCCCCCUCAAAUAUUUUAUUGGGGGGUGCAAAGGGACCUUGGCCCCUAGGAGUUGGCUCCUAUAUGAAGGAGACUCCAUUCCACUGACUGUUCCAAUGUCCAACAGCUCUUACAGUCAGAACAUUCUGCCUGAUGUUGAGUCUGAAUCUCCCUUCCUGUAACUUGAAUCCUUUGGUUCAGAUCGUGCCCUCUGGAGCAGCAGAAAACAAGCUUGCUCCCUCUUCCAUGGGGGACAUAUCACCUCUUAUAUUUCAUGGGUCUGCCAUACGUCUGGGAUUUUCUGGACAUAGCGGGCAGAAAUUUCAAAAAUUGGUCAAAAUGUCUGGGAAAACCUGGUCGUAUGGCAGCCAAUGCUGAUUCUUUGGCGAAUUCCCUAAAAAAAUAGCUCAAAACCUCAUUCUUCUUUUUUUGGGAGAUUUUGCAAAAAAAGAAAAGAAAGAGUCAUUCUUGAGCAGGAUUAGCCAACAUGGUGCCCUCCAGAUGUCAAAAGGAGAUGGAGACAACUUAUUUUAAAACAGCAAUUUCAAUUUGACUUGUGGGUGGCUGCUUAAUAUGCAUAGACUUCCCUAUUCCUUUUUUAUUUGUGAAGGUAGAAUAAGAAACGCCACUUUAUGAAAAGUGCUUCCAGAGCCUUGAAUGUGCACCUGGAUAGUAUGGUGGGAAAACUGUCUCACCUCUUAUUUAUGUAUCUUCCAGACCAACACUUACCAAGCCAUCCUAACCACUGAUGGAUACAGAACAUACACGCUGUUCCUGUAUCAAAACGGUGGAAUGCAAUGGGAUUACAGAAGAAUCGCUCCUGCAAAUGUGCUGAUCGGGUGGACCAGGUAUGUGCAGUUCCUUAACCAAAGGGACAUGGGUGGGCGAGCCAGGAAUAGGAGGAUUUGUCACUGAUGGUCAAACCCCCCCAUUGCCAUGAUUCAGAGAUCUGUGCAUGUUGAAAUAUGCGUAUGUUUUGGAUAGUGGCAGCCACUUGAGAGAGGAAAGGAAUGUACACCUGGAACUGCUUCCUCCAUUGGACUGAAUGGGAAAUUUUCAGAUUUGCCAAUUAAGAUAUGGGACAUAGGUGGCGCUGUGGGUUAAACCACAGAGCCUAGGACUUGCCGAUCAGAAGGUCGGCAGUUCGAAUCCCCGCGACGGGGUGAGCUACCAUUGUUUGGUUCCAGCUCCUGCCAACCUAGCAGUUUGAAAACAUGAAGUGCAAGUAGAUAAACAGGUACCGCUCUGGCGGGAAGGUAAACGGCGUUUUCAUGCGCUGCUCUGGUUCGCCAGAAGCGGCUUAGUCCUGCUGGGCACAUGACCCGGAAGCUGUAUGCCAGCUCCCUCGGCCAAUAAAGCGAGAUGAGCGCCGCAACCCCAGAGUCGUCUGCAACUGGACCUAAUAGUCAGGGAUCCCUUUACACACACACACACACACACACACACACACACACGGAUGAAGAGGGAGACUUUGGCUCCUGCACAUGGACUUGAAAUCAUGGGACCAAACUACAUACUCAAAAAUUUCUUGUCAAAAGUCCCAACCAGCGCCGGAUUUACAUAUAAGGUAAACAAGCUAUAGCUUAGGGCCCCACUCUCUUGGGGGCCCCCCAAAAAUUUAAAGGGAACAAAAGCUGGAUGUACAUUUCCAAAAUAUAAGAUAAAUUCAACAAUUACUUUGAUAAAAUACAUAUUUUGUUAUGUGCAAAUGGCUUUAGAUACGUAUUAGGUCCAUAAAUUACCAUAUAGGAUAUAUUCAACACAAAAAACAGCGACAAUUUGUUAUUGACAAAGGACAGCUGGAUAUAUAAAGGGCCCCAUUACCUUCAGUAGUUUAGGGCUUCAUCAAAUCUAAAUCCGGCCCUGAUCCUAACUGCUGCUUUUUACACCUUUACAAACAGCAAGGGGGGUGGAUGAGUUGGUUAUGACUACUGUGAGAUGUCAAGCGUGUGGAAGGCUAGCUCUCCCAAAAUGUAAUGCGGUGAUGGUCUCUUCUCUGAAAGGUUUGCAUUCAGCUACUUGAGAUCUGAACGAUCUCCUGGUUUGAGAAGGGAAAAUACUGUGUAUCCUUGGAAAGAUUAAAAAUCCACUUUAUUCUUCUUCUUUUAUCUUACAGUGGUGACGGAUAUUUUAAAAACGAUGACCUGAUGACUAAAACGCCAGCUGAGAAAUACCGGCCAGAUCAAACUGAAGGCUACAACACAGGUAUGGUUGACGCAUCGAAAGAAACCCACUAGCACAAAAAAACCAGAUUCUUGUCCGUCUGCGAGGCUGCAAAGGGGUUCAAGAGAAGCAAGAUACUUGCAUUGCUCCACACACCUAUGCCUCCGGCCCCACUAAUAAUAAUAAUAAUAAUAAUAAUAAUAAUAAUAAAUUUUAUUUAUACCCCUCCCCGGCCAGAGCUGGGCUCAGGGCGGCUAACACCAAUAAAAUCACAGUAAAAACAUAAUGGGGGAAAAGAGAAGGGAGGGGGAAAAAACAAUUUAAAAUACAGGUUAAAAUGCAAUUUAAAAUGCAGCCUCAUUUUAAAGUAGCCGAUAAAUCACAACUGACCACAACUGACAUGUGGCCCCCUGAAGGUUGCUCAGAAGGCCCCCCCCCCGAUAUCCUGUCAGGGGUCUGAAAGCCCCUUUGCGCUUGCAGAAAGCAAAACUCAUACCCUCCAACAUUUCUCUGAUGAAAAUAGGGAUGUUCUAUUCCAUCAACAUCAUCAUAGCCAAUUUAUUAUUUAUACCCUGCCCAACUGACUGGGUUGUCCCAGCCACCUCUGGGUGGCUUCCAACACAUAUAAAAACAUAAUAAAACAUUAAACAUUUUAAAAAACACCUUUUCUAUACAGGGCUGGCUUCCGAUGUCUUCUAAAGGUUGCAUAGUUAUUUAUCUGCUUGGUUCAGGGGUCGUGUAACUCCGUGCCCUCCGACUUUUCUCAGAUGAAAAUAGGGAUGUCCUAAGGAAAAGCGGGACAUUCUGGGACAAAAUCAGAAACUGGAACGGCUUCUGUAAAUCCGGGACUGUCCCUGGAAAAUAGGGACACUUAGAGGGUCUGAAAACUAGAAGCUUCUAAACCAGGGGUAGCCAACCUAAGGCCCGGGGGCCGGAUGUGGCCCAAUCGCCUUCUAAAUUUGGCCUGCGGAUGGUCCAGGAAUCAGCGUGUUUUACAUGAGUAGAAAAUGCAUCUCUGGGUUAUUUGUGGGGCUGCCUGGUGUUUUUACAUGAGUAGAAUGUGUGCUUUUAUUUAAAAUGCAUCCCUGGGUUAUUUGUGGGGCAUAGGAAUUCCUUCAUUCCCCCCCCUGCCCCCCCCAAAAUAUAGUCCAGCCCACCACAUGCUCUGAGGGACGGUGGACCGGCCCACGGCUGAAAAAGGUUGCUGACCCCUGUUCUAAACAGCCUCUUUCAAAUGUGCUUUUGUUUUCUGGUUCUAGCAUUGGGGUGCAGAGUUGCAACCUUUGGCCUUUAAGAACACAAGGAGAGCCUGCUGGAUCAGGCCAGUGGCCCACCUAGUCCAGCAUCCUGUCCCCACAGUGACCCAAAAGAUGCCCCUAAGGGAAACGCUCAAGCUGUGUGAAGGAGGACUUCCUUUUCUCUGUCUUUCCAACAUUCAGCUUCCUUGGGUGCCCACGAAUUUUAGCAUCGUGAGAGAGAGAGAUAGAAAAAGCUUUGCAUCAUUUCGUGAACUUCUAUUAUGUCUUCUCUCACUCACUUUUUCUUUAAACCACAAAGCCCCAAAUGCUGCAACCGUUCCUCGAAGGGGAAUUCCUUCACCCCCUUGAUCAUUUUGGCUGGCCUUUUCUGAAACUUUUCGUAGCAGUUUAAGAGUUUGGAUUUGAUAUCCCGCUUUAUCACUACCCGAAGGAGUCUCAAAGCAGCUAAUAUUCUCCUUUCCCUUCCUCCCCCACAACAAACACUCUGUGAGGUGAGUGGGGCUGAGAGACUUCAGAGAAGUGUGACUAGCCCAAGGUCACCCAGCAGCUGCAUGUGGAGGAGCAGGGAAGCAAACCCGGUUCACCAGAUUACAAGGCCACCGCUCUUAACCACUACACCACACUGUUAAAAGCUUCUCACUAAAAUUGUGGCCCAGGUCAGGACGGGAGUCCCAACACACACUUGGAUUAUUCCGUUACAUUAUACCAGGAUGAUGGCAGAGAUCUGGAAGGAGUUCGAUAGACUUAGGGCAGCUAAGUGGGGAUGUACCAUAAGUAAAUUAAGCUUCACGCCCUUGAUUUCCCUCCUGUUUUCUUGCACCCUCCUUCCAGGUGUGCGUGGUCUCUGGAUAUACAAGCUGGACAGUCGCAUCCGGGUGAACUACAGGCAGCGGUGCCUCGACUGGCUUAGCCAUGAGGGGCAGCCAUCUGCCUGGAACAAGGACCUGCCUCCCUGCCCUUGCUCUCUGCAACAGGGGCUGUCGGACGAUCGCUUCUCCCACAGCAAAAAAGGUGCGUGGCCAGCCCUGUGACUCGGACACACUGCUUGGACUUAAGCCAAUCUCGGACCACUGAAUGCAUUGAAGGCAGCUCUCCAGUUCGGUUGCUGUGUGGCUCAAAUGACGUUGACCCCAUAGCUCCAUGGCGAAGCACGUUUUCGUGCAGCGUCCACCCCUGCGAAAUGCAAGAAACCUUGGAGAACCACUGUAGACAAUGCUGAGUGAGAUGGACCAGUGUUUUGGCUUGGUGUAAGGCAGCUUUAGGGACGCGGGUGGCGCUGUGGGUUAAACCACAGAGCCUAGGACUUGCCGAUCAGAAGGUCGGCGUUUCAAAUCCCCGUGACGGGGUGAGCUCCCGUUGCUCAGUCCCUGCUCCUGCCAACCUAGCAGUUCGAAAGCAAGUCAAAGUGCAAGUAGAUAAAUAGGUACCACUCUGGCGGGAAGGUAAACGGUGUUUCCGUGCGCUGCUCUGGUUCACCAGAAGCGGCUUAGUCAUGUUGGCCACAUGACCUGGAAGCUGUAUGCCAGCUCCCUUGGCCAGUAAAGCGAGAUGAGCGUCGCAACCCCAGAGUCGGCCACGACUGGACCUAACGGUCAGGGGUCCCUUUACCUUUAAGGUAGCUUUGCAUGCCCAUCCAUUUCUCUCUGCAUUGUCAUAAUUUCUGAUGCCCCUGCAUGGGUCCUCCUGCCUUGUAGAUAAUUAUUAUUAUUAUUUAUUAUUUAAACCUGGUCCAUCUGGCUGGGUUUCCCUAGCCACUCUGGGCGGUUCCCAGCAGAAGAUUCAAAAUAGAAUCAAACAUAAAAAUCUUCCCUAAACAAUGCUGCCUUAAGAUGUCUUCUAAAGGUCAGAUAGUUGUUUAUUUCCUUGACAUCUGAUGGGAGGGCGUUCCACAGGGCGGGCGCCACUACCAAGAAGGCCCUCUGCCUGGUUCCCUGUAGCUUUGCUUCUCAUAGUGAGGGAACCACCAGAAGGCCCUCGGAGCUGGACCUCAGCGUCCGGGCAGAACGAUGGGGGUGGAGACGCUCCUUCAGGUAUACUGGGCAGAGGCCCAAUAUACCUGAAGGUAUGGCCUAUCAGUGUUGUGUAACAAUGGAGUUGGGGGAUGUUUAUGUUUGAAGCAGUUAUCCAUGGUGUAAGGAUAGAGGUGUACAAGAGGGGUCUUUUCAGCUGGGGAAAUUUGAAGGGUUUAAGAAUGGUGCCUUUUUUUUCGUGCACACCCGCCCCCUCCUGAAGAUCUGCAACACAGAACUAACAUCUUUAACCUUUGCAGGUUUGCCGGACUCUCGCUUAACCAUGCUGUAUUCCUCUGCCCCAAACAAGUACGGUGCUGGGGUCCGGUGUCUUUAUAACAGCAAAAACCAGCUUGUGGAAGGUCACCAGGAAAGAGUCUGGAAGGGUUCGAGAAGCUCCCCCAACAGCGGUAAGCUGUACUUUGGAGGCUGUGCAACGGUUAUCUGCCUGAAGAUACCCACAAGUUAUCAAGUUAACAAGAGGUUGUAGGUGUUGGUGCAGGAGGAGGGGGAAAUGUUAUAUAUAUAUAUAUAAAAUGGAGGAUUCCCUGGGUGACAAGUUCCAGGUUUAGGGCAAGUACUCUAUGGUGAGAGAACCCCAGCAGAGAUUUAAAAUCACAAAGUGUGGAACUAUAGGUUGUUAGACCUUUAAACUAUGCCUUUGUGAGCUCCAAAACUUCCCUCUUCCCCCAGCAUAGGAAAAGACCACACGUUUUGCAAGUUUAAAAACUGUUUUACUUACAAACUCUUCAAAGGUCAGGUUCAUGUGCUUUUCCAUACACCAGUCAGAAAAGUUGCACAGGCAGUAAAACCUGACCUAGUCAGAAAGUGGUAAAAGUUCCUAAAUUACGGGCAUAGGAACACAAGAAUGGCUUGAGAGAGCUGAGUUCAUCAGGGAGACUGGAAGGGAAACAAAGCCUUGAUUAUCUAGUUCCUUCCAAGGUGAGAGGGAGUGGACUUAGCUAAGCCUGGCAGUAGAGCUUACUCUAUAGUAUUAACCCCUUCAUGCGCUAGCAAGUUGGUUACAUGAAGCUGAUUAUCCCACAGUAGAACGCAAGUGUUUGUAUCCUUAACUCUAGUAGACGAUGAAAGAACACAAGAGAAGCCCUACUGGAUCUGGCCAAUGGUUCAUGUAGUCUAGCAUCCUGUUCUCAUACUGGCCAGCCAGAUCUUUGUGGGAGACCAGCAAGCAGGAAUUGAGCGCAAGGGCACUCUGCCCUCUUGCCAUUUCCAGCAAAAGAUAUUGUGCGGCAUAGAGCCUCUGAUUGUGAGGUAUAAAACGGCCAUCGUGACUAGUGGUCAUUGAUAACCUUAUGAAUCUCCCAGCAGAAUCUCCCACCUUCUGUCCAAGUCAGGCUCUUGGUCUGAAAUAUUUCCAAAUCAGGCUCUGAUAAUUUCCUUUCCUUUCCUUUCUUUCUCGCAAUUCCUGUCUGCAGACGAAGAGUUGAAAUUAUAUGACUGGUGCUGUAACCAGGCGGGAAGCCUCCAGUUCUGUGAUAAGUACAGCCAGAAAAGGCCAAAGAUCGGCUGUGACGGAUACAGGCCUCCAAUCCGGGGUGAGCACUCAAUCUUUGCAAGGCAGGGACUGAGUCCUUGGGAUCAAUAGCAGACGGCGUUCAUUCAUUCAGUCAUAUCCACAGGAUGCAAAAUGGAUUGCACACAUGUUUAGAUGUGUGCAAUUUUUUUUUUAGGGGGGUUCUCUCUCUCUCAUGCAUAGUUUUUAAGUUUUCCUGCACCAGUACAAAGAACAAGCAUAAACAAUGACAUAAAAAUAAAGGAUACCAACAAAGCAUGUCAGUGCACAACAUCGUUUUGUCCUCACGACAGCCCAAGGAGGCUGAGCGACUCUGAGCUGCCCAAGGUCAGCCCGUGUCAAGCGUGAAAGUUCCCCUCUCCCUUCAGUAGCUCACAGAUAAGAAUUAAUGAGCAGUUGAUAGAUUUUGUUGUUGUUUAGUCGUUUAGUUGUGUCCCACUCUUCGUGACCCCAUGGACCAGAGUACGCCAGGCACUCCUGUCUUCCACUACCUCCCGCAGUUUGGUCAGACUCAUGUUUGUAGCUCCGAGAACACUGUCCAACCAUCUUGUCCUCUGUCAUCCCCUUCUUCUUGUGCCCUCAAUCUUUCCCAACAUCAGGGUCUUUUCCAGGGAGUCUUCUCUUCUCAUGAGGUGGCCAAAGUAUUGGAGCCUCAGCUUCACGAUCCCUCCUUCCAGUGAGCACUCAGGGCUGAUUUCCUUAAGAAUGGAUACAUUUGAUCUUCUUGCAGUCCAUGGGACUCUCAAGAGUCUCCUCCAGCACCAGAAUUCAAAAGCAUCGAUUGAUAGAUUUACAGUCCUUUUAUUACAGCAUCAUGCUGCAAGCACAGACAACCCUUCUCAAGGAGAUCAGUUGCCUACUCUGAACCCUCAUUCCGAUGCAAGGAGCACUCCAAUGGGAAGUUCCUCCCCCUCUCUGCCUCUUUUGAUCUCUGAUACAUUUGGACCUCCGAGUCCGUGGCGAGGGGGGUGGUUCCCCCAUACUAUCAACUGAUGUGUCUCCCAGCUGCCCCCUCCCUUCUGGCUCCCUUGUCAUUAUCUCGUAGCUGGGUAACUCCUCCCUAAUCUGUUCAGCUUCUAAGUCUGUGUCUGCCUCUCUCUCUGCUUCUGACAACGCUGGAGGCGGGGGGCACACAAAUAUUCCCCCUCCUCUUCCGAGUGGAGUUGAUCCACCUGUGACUGCAUUCCCCAAUCUUCAGAUCCAGACCAUUCCCUGACAGCCGGAGAUUUUUUAUGGCUGAAGGACAAGUUGAUCCUUCAUUUCCAACCUCUAAACCAGACAUGAGUUGAAGGCCCCAAUGCAGGGGUAGUCAACAUGGCGCCCUCCAGAUGGACAGGAGGGCACCAUUAUGCUGGCUAGCCCUGCCCUACUGAAUGCACUGGGCACAUGUGUGGCUCUGCAGAGAAGACCAGUGUUCUCCAAUAUGUGGGGCCUGGGCUCCAACUGAGCUUCUGAUUCUUAUUUCUGUUGGUGAACCCUCUGCUGUCACCAACAUACAAAUCAGGUGGAUAUAUUGCAUGGCGUUGGCAUAAACCAGUGUUUGAUCUUUUUUUUUAACAGCAGCGACUUCAUCGGAAGAGAAGGUGGAUAGCAAAUCAGAAGAAGAAAGAGGUAAGAAUGGGUGGGGUGUGCAGGAAUACAGGGGAUUUGGUGUGCGUGCACAUUUUUGCACAUAACCUGUGCUUCAUGUGUGGCAUUUUUCUUGCUUCCAAGUACACAGAAUGUUUGCACUCAGUGAGAAAAAGCUUUUAUGGAGAAGCAAUGCAGUCCAACUUAUUUAAGGGCAAAGCACCUUUUUACCUAGGCUUGUUAAGAACCUUGUAUUUUAAAUAUUUUUUUUUGGUUUUUGCAAGAACCAAAUUUAAAAUAAUGAAAAGAAAAAACUUUUAACAUACUGUAUCCAUAUAUGAGGUGCUCUGAAUCUCGUGAUUUCCCUCCCGUCCCCUGCAAGGGUCCUUAAAAUAAUUUUUUUCUAAACCUACAUAUCAUUCAGUUUUCAUCUCUCUAAGUUAUCCAUGUCUUUCGUUUCUUUACAAGUUAUUUUUAAAGUCCAGCUAACGUUUUUAUUUGUUUACAAUGGUCUCCUAAAUAAGUUGUGAAUUUCCCCCAUUCUUUUUAAAAGUUAUUAUCUUCUUCAUUCCUGAGUCUCCCAGUCAAUUUUGCCAUUUCUGCGUAGUCCAGCAGUUUGGCUUGCCAUUCUUCCUUGGUCGGGACUGUUGGUUCCUUCCAUCUUCAGGCUAGUAGCAUCCUUGCAGCUGUUGUCGCAUACAUAAACAGUCUUUUCUGGUCUUUUGGGAUGUUGGCACCUGUAAUUCUUACUACAAAGGCUUCUGGUUUUUUGACAAAUGUUAUUUUAAACAUUUCCCCCCCAAUUCAUUGUAUAUCAAUUCCCAAAGAACCUAAGAUUUGCUCUGCUAGUCGAGACCAAGCUCUGUCUAGUCAGACAAGCGCCCUGGGGCUGCUCGCAAGCUGGGCAUAAGGAUAACAAACCCCGCUGAAAUGAACACGAAGGAGCUGUGAAAGGGCACGGGAUCCCCUAAGCAAGGAGACUUCGUUAGCAUAAUACAGGACUCAGCAGUUGCCAUCUCAGGGUUGUUAUUCUCAGAUAAUCACCUCGGUCUAUAUUCCAUUCCUUAGAAACUUUAUCUGGGGUUCUUUGGUAAAAAGAGGGGUGAGGGGGGAAACUUCCCUUAAAUCUCCACCCCCAUCGUUCUGCCCGGACGCUGAGGUCCAGCGCCGAGGGCCUUCUGGCGGUUCCCUCAUUGCGAGAAGCAAAGCUACAGGGAACCGGGCAGAGGGCCUUCUCGGUGGUGGCGCCCGCCCUGUGGAACGCCCUCCCAUCAGAUGUCAAAGCGAUAAAUAACUACCUGACAUUUAGAAGACAUCUUAAGGCAGCCCUGUUCAGGGAAGUUUUUAAUCUGUGAUAUUUUACUGUAUUUUUGGUUUCUAUGGAAGCCGCCCAGAGUGGCUGGGGAAACCCAGCCAGAUGAGCGGGGUACAAAUAAUAAAUUAUUAUUAUUAUUAAAUGCAGCUUCCUGGUCUUCUUUUGCAAAGGGAAGAGCAUUCCAGGGUUCAUGGGGGCACCGUAAACCUUGCCAAAACUGUGCAAAUUGGCACGUACCAGGGUCAUCAGCAACACACAGGGGAAUAGGCAAAGAUUUCCCAAAAAAAUCUGAGAAUCAGAAAUAGAAUUAAUUGCCUUUCUCCAGUUAGUCAACAUCACCAUGUUACCUGUCACAAGGCAGAGAUUAUGACGUUUCUUUAGAAGCAGAUAAUGAUGCUCCCACUUUCUUUACCUUCCAGAUUGAGAUCUCCUCCUCCUCCUCCUCCUCCUCCUUCUCCAGACCUUGUUUUACUGCAGAUCAACGUCAAUGAUUCGCCCACCGGACACCUUUUUGCUCCUCUGUUUUAUGCAGGAGCUGAAUGGGGAAACGGCUUCCAAAUCCGUUCAGGCUGAAAUGAUCAACUUUGCUGAAUAAAAUGCCUUCAACACCUCGUUACUUCUGUCUGCAGUUAUUAUCCCAGUCGUAAUGCUGGGAAGGAUCAAGGCCCUUAGCAUGAGGAGAACCUGGGGGCAAGAAUAGGGAUGGGCAGAGCGGCCAAUUUUGGUUUCUUGUUCUUUCCAGCCUUAGAUUCUUAACUCCACCUUUCCAGGCCAGUAUGUGAUUUUAUUUGAAAACGGAAAAAAGUCCUCAUGAAAAUUCACCAGCAUCUUC